AUGUCUGCUACACACACAUCCAUUCCGAAGGCCGGCGCUGGAGCAGAUCUCCGUAGAUUCAUGGAGAAAAGAAUCGAUGUGAAGUUGAAUGCUGACCGACACGUCGUGGGAGUUGUGCGCGGCUAUGACCAGUUCAUGAAUCUUGUUCUUGAUAAUGCGGUAGAACUGGUAUCAAGGACAGAGAAACGGGAGAUCGGCAUGGCGGUCAUACGCGGCAAUUCCAUCCUGAUGUGGGAGUGUCUUGACAGAGUUAAGAAUUGUUGA
Perkinsus marinus ATCC 50983 is the source of this 264-nucleotide messenger RNA. Its product is annotated as Small nuclear ribonucleoprotein G, putative. Lineage: Eukaryota; Perkinsozoa; Perkinsida; Perkinsidae. Gene Ontology annotation, cellular component: U2 snRNP; precatalytic spliceosome; U1 snRNP. The coding region runs from base 1 to 264 and encodes 87 amino acids. The record is from RefSeq and is a predicted model, not a curated record. Gene Ontology annotation, biological process: mRNA splicing, via spliceosome; spliceosomal snRNP assembly. Gene Ontology annotation, molecular function: RNA binding. The transcript has 3 exons.